UUGGUUUUCUUUGAAGAAGAGCUGUCACCAGAAAUCGAGUACUUUGACGAUUUUCUGCCGUGGUUCUACAAUUCGACAAAAUUCCGAGAAGAUUUACUUUACGAAAAGAAAAAGUAUCUGAGCAGUAUACGUCAGCAACACAGAAAACUCCGUGUACUUUAA
Molecule: messenger RNA, 162 nt
Organism: Angiostrongylus costaricensis
Lineage: Eukaryota; Metazoa; Nematoda; Chromadorea; Rhabditida; Metastrongylidae
Source: the annotation of a GenBank genome assembly